AGUCUGAGCUUGCCUUCUUCAGGACACCCAUCCACCCUUGGACAUCGUCCAUCGCGUCGACCUCACAUAGCCUCUGUCGACACCCAUGGCGUCGGGGGGAGAGCCAUUGUGCCACUUUGGUGGCAGACUAUAUUUUACGACCUUUCCUCAUCCUGCACCACAUCCGGAUGUCCUGAAUAGUCAAUCUGAGUCUGAGAGUCAGCCUCGAAUACGCGGUACACCAUGUCCAGGUCCAUCAACGACACCUGAUGACGAUGCCAAGUACUACUACUUCACCGUCGAUGAUCAGUUCCUCUACCUUUCUUUCUAUCAGGAUUGGGGUCCAUUCAACUUAGCGAUGGUUUACAAGUCAUGUAUUCUUAUUCACGAACUGUUACAGGAUCGAGGACUGUCCUCACACAGACUAGUCCUGUACUCUUCAAGCGACCCAAGAAAGAAGGCUAACGCCGCACUUCUGAUGGCACUAUACGUUAUGAUCGUGCAACAACGACCUCCUUGGGAAGCUUUCCACCCGAUUGCAGAAUUGGAAUUCAUGCCCUUCCGCGAUGCUGGACGGGGUCGGUCUGACUUUAACCUCAACAUUCAGGACUGCCUAUGGGGCAUCUAUAAAGCCAUGCAAAAUGGUCUAUGCGAUAUGAAUGAAUUCGACAUCGAAGAUUAUGAAUAUUAUGAGAAGGUGGAGAAUGGAGACUGGAACUGGUUGACACCCAAUUUCAUCGCCUUCGCGUCUCCUGUUGACCUUGCUUGGAUAAAGAAAGAGAAGGAGAAGCAAACUCAGAUGGCCGACGGUCCAGCUUCACCAAAUAAGGCUGGGGAUCUUGCGCUGCAGCGCAAGCUACCAACACCAUUCCAGAACUGCUUGGAUUAUUUCGAGAAGAGGAAUGUCAAACUCGUUGUCCGACUCAAUAAUGCCUUGUACGACCGACAAGUCUUCCUUGAUCGAGGUAUUCACCAUACCGAUCUCUACUUCGAUGACGGUACGAAUCCUACGGACGAGAUCGUCCGGAAGUUCAUUGACAUGGCCGAUGAAGUGAUCGAAGCAGGGGGCGUAGUCGCAGUCCAUUGUAAGGCAGGCUUAGGCCGCACAGGCACUCUGAUAGGUGCAUAUCUCAUUUGGAAAUAUGGCUUUACAGCAACCGAAGCUAUCGCCUUCAUGCGUAUCGUACGUCCAGGGAGCGUUGUCGGUCCGCAACAACAGUACAUGUACUUGAAACAACUGGAAUGGGCAAAGUGGGCUGCAGUGGAUGAAAUGAGGAGGCUACAGCGCACUGCUGUCAUCGCUGCCACCACUCUCGUUACACCCGCGACUCCGCCUGCAGAAGACUCCGACGACAUGGUUGUGGAGUCAGCCACCAGUGUCGCCAUCGUGAUCCCAUCAACUCCACCACCUAGGUCGAUACCCCCCGUAACGCCUAGUAAGCAUGUAGCGGCGGCUGCCGCCAAGGCGAAAGCCAUCUCACCACCCGGACAACCAAGAAAGACACCUGCUGCUAAACGAGUCGCAACCGAUUCUGAUCAAGAGGAUGACGUUUUACCUCCACUUCGCGCUGCGUCAGUGCGUAGAAUCAAACCGAAACCUGCCUCUGCAAGAGCUGCAGGUGCUCGUGUCACCACGGCUGAGGAGAGAUCCGCGCGGGUGACGAGAUCUACUGCUACAGCUUCUCAAAGAAAAGGCGCCAUAUCCACCAACACAAUCAAAUCUGCGAAACCAAACGGACAAGCCCCGAACAAGAUACCUCGUCUCGCCGACGACACCUCUGCCAGAGGUACUACCACCAACAGCGCUACCCUAGAUGUACCAGCCCUCGGGACUCGCAGCAGAGGCCGUCAAUUGACAACCCCUACGCCAUCGCGUUUGCCCACUUUGGUACCGAAGAGACCAGGUCAUAAAUCCACAACCUCAGUCCAAGAAAAUGCGGCAUCCUUAGCCUCGGUCAAGGCGUCCAUUGCGCCUGCUGAUUGGAUGACCAAUAAUGCUCCUGCUGUGGUGGUUGCAGGUUCCAAGUCUGGACGUCCUGGUCUCAGACCAAUACGACGACGCAGGAGCAGCUUCAGCGCUGCCGAUGUUGUUGCAUGACAUUAGCAUGUUAUACCUCGAUGGUAUGCAUUCCUCUCAUUUUGCAUCGCUCUCUGCAACAUUGCAUUGUGUAUAUCUAUUUCAACAUCGCAUCUCACUCUCUCUAUCGGUAUAUAUAUCCCCUCUUGCAUCGCGAUUCCCCCUCUUGAUUCUUGCGCCAUUUUGGGCUGAUUUAACAGGAUCUUGCAGAGAUUAGGGCUGGUUGCAUUUUACGAACAAUGUAUACAGUAUAUGGUUCAUGUCAGAUUUUUGAAUGAUCAUAAUGAACAUCACCAUGCAUACGCCUCGUUGAACGGCCAGUGGAGCUUGAAUCU
Somion occarium is the source of this 2391-nucleotide messenger RNA. The record is from the annotation of a GenBank genome assembly. NCBI's taxonomy places the organism in Eukaryota, Fungi, Basidiomycota, Agaricomycetes, Polyporales, Cerrenaceae.